GGUGUCGAAGUCUUAAAUGGGAAGAUUCAGGAUGUCUACAAGCUACCAUCGCCUAUCCCUUGCCAGACAAAUCCUGCCGGGGAACCCAUUAACCUACGUAUCCCAUUCCCACCAGCGUCCAAAGAGGAAACAAAAGGAGCGGCUGAAACGACUUCUGAAGCGGUCCCUUCAAUGUCCACCCUCAUCUACAAGAAUAUGGAGAGAUGGAAGAAGAUCCGACAAAGGUGGAAAGAAGCUUCGCAGAAGAACCAGUUGCGCUAUGCUGAGAGCAUGAAGAUCCUUAAGGAGAUGUAUGAACGGCAAUGAAGAGUGAGGGGCUUGUGUCUUUCUGGAAUCCCUUGUCUUCUGGGCUAACGUGACUGCUCCUGAGUUUGUCUAUCAAUAAAUGCAGCUUUCGUUUGCAGAUUUUGUGAGGUUGUGG
Molecule: messenger RNA, 421 nt
Organism: Notechis scutatus (mainland tiger snake)
Lineage: Eukaryota; Metazoa; Chordata; Lepidosauria; Squamata; Elapidae
Source: RefSeq, a predicted model, not a curated record